CGCGCGCGGCGGCCGGCUCUCCCCCCGAAGUUGGCUCCGGCCCGAGCAGCCGCGGUGGAUCCCACGGCCUACUGCGAGACUCCGGUGUACAACCCGGAUCUCUGCCCCAACAUGAUCGCGGCGCAGGCCAAGCUGGUGUACCACCUGAACAAGUACUACAACGAGAAGUGCCAGGCCAGGAAGGCCGCCGUCGCCAAGACCAUCCGGGAGGUGUGCAAAGUGGUUUCCGACGUCCUGAAAGAGGUGGAGGUGCAGGAGCCCCGCUUCAUCAGCUCCCUCAACGAGAUGGACAACCGCUACGAGGGCCUCGAGGUCAUCUCCCCCACCGAGUUCGAGGUGGUGCUGUACCUGAACCAGAUGGGGGUGUUCAACUUCGUGGACGACGGCUCGCUGCCCGGCUGCGCGGUGCUGAAGCUGAGCGACGGGCGCAAGCGGAGCAUGUCCCUCUGGGUGGAGUUCAUCACCGCCUCCGGCUACCUCUCCGCGCGCAAAAUCCGGUCCCGCUUUCAGACGCUGGUGGCCCAGGCGGUGGACAAAUGCAGCUACAGGGACGUGGUGAAGAUGGUGGCGGACACCAGCGAAGUGAAACUGAGGAUCCGAGACAGGUACGUGGUGCAGAUCACCCCGGCCUUCAAGUGCACCGGGAUCUGGCCGAGGAGUGCCGCGCACUGGCCGCUUCCCCACAUCCCCUGGCCGGGACCCAACCGGGUGGCGGAGGUCAAGGCGGAAGGGUUCAACCUCCUGUCCAAGGAGUGCCACUCCCUGGCCGGCAAGCAGAGCUCGGCCGAGAGCGACGCCUGGGUGCUGCAGUUCGCGGAGGCGGAGAACAGACUGCAGAUGGGCGGCUGCAGGAAGAAAUGCCUCUCCAUCCUCAAAACCCUGCGGGAUCGCCACCUGGAACUGCCCGGCCAGCCUCUCAACAAUUACCACAUGAAGACUCUGGUUUCCUACGAGUGCGAAAAGCACCCCCGGGAGUCGGACUGGGACGAGUCCUGCCUGGGCGACCGUCUCAACGGGAUUUUGCUGCAACUCAUCUCCUGCCUGCAGUGCCGGCGGUGUCCUCACUACUUCCUCCCGAAUUUAGAUCUGUUUCAAGGCAAACCCCACUCGGCCCUGGAGAACGCUGCCAAACAAACGUGGCGACUGGCGAGGGAGAUCCUGACCAACCCGAAAAGUUUGGAAAAACUUUAGGGGACCAUUGAAUCGAGAGCCGACAUGUGAUCACUCUUCUCAAUGUCCUAAUUAAGUGUGAACUUCCUGUUCGAUUCCUGUCUGAUAUUCCACUUGACAGUGCAAACAAUCUCUUCCUUAAAAAAGGAAUAAUAAAUCAUACAAUGUUGAGGCAUCAUCUCACCCACCCCUCCAAGGGGAGAAAAAAAAAAUAGUAGUGAAGCGGAUGGAGAAAACGCAAACCCACAAAUAUUAGAAUACUUAUUUACAAAGGAUUUCGUAUCUCUCUUGAAAAGUACACAGUAACACCCGGAAGACGACCCCAGGCUGUCAUGCAAGCCACAGUGAACACUGCUUCACUAUCAAAGGAUUAUAGCAACCCUGGUGACUUAGGUGCAUCUGUCUGUGAGUAAACACGAUCUGGAUAUGCCAUCUGAAGAAAAGUAGUGUAUUAUUUUGAUUUGUAGCAAAUACUGUGAUCUCGCAUUGUCUUUGAAAGUGUGGAUGUUGGUGCUUUUGUGAUUUGGUGAACAGAAGUUAAAUGGCCAUUUUGGAUACUUCCAGAUAUUUUCCACUAACGGAGAUACCAUUUAAAGGUAGAUUUCCUCCUGGUACAUUUAUGUCUUUGAAAGUGUCUGAACUUUAAAAAGUUUACAUUUUGUUUCAAAUAUAUUGCUUGUUCUAUUUCUAACAUUCCAUAAAUAUACUUGAAAUGUUAUUUAAAUAUAUUCAAAGAAAUCUGAAUUCAGCUUAUAUAAUAACGCUUGAAUAUCUGAAUUAUAUAUUUGAAAAAUGCACUUGAAAUACACUGGAAAAUUACUUUUGUGAUUUAGAUUUUAAUUUCUGUUGCCGGUUUUUAUUUAAUUAGAAGCUAAUAAAGUAAAAUAAAGGUGUUGUGUCUCACUUUAAAUUGUUUUUCUGUCAAAAGAUGUAAUGCUUCAUUUUGGAAUUUGAAUACACUUGAAUAUUUUAAACAUUUUGAGAAAGAUGCUAAUGAAUCAUUAAAAAUAAAACCUUAAUAUACUGAAGAAAAUCUCUUUCUGUAGAACUAAAGAUAAUGUACUCUCAGUUUCUAACUUACUCAUAAAGCAUUCCCCUUACAACAGACACAAUUUAAAUCUACUCUGCAAAGCUUGCUCUUCCGGGUUAGUAUUUCUGUAGCAGUUUUGAUAACAUAAGGAAAAUAUGUCAUCGCUGCAAAGAUUGCUGAGUGAAAAAACAGAGUAACUCAGAGAAAAUGAACUUAAGAAAGUAAAAAUGCAAUUUUCACAAUCUGCAUAUGAAAACUGUGCUCUAAAUUGAAGGUAAUUUCUGGUCAUUUUAUGUCAAAAGUUAUUUUAUGCAAUUAGGAGGUUCCAUUAGAUGAAUAAAUUAAUCAGAAAUCCAAACUUUAUUUUUACUUCAUAAGGCAAGCUAAUGAUAAAAGUAUAAAGACAAACUUUAACUACUUUAAAAUCAAAUACACUACUACAUUGAAACUCAUUUUUAACAUUCUAGAAGUGCAAGAAGUCUUAUGAUUUUAAUAAUCAACAAGUAUUAAAAAGGCUAAUCACCUAUGGGUCUGGAGGUAGUUAAUUAAGAUGGGGUAGAUUUUGGAAUUUCAACUGCUAUUCUACAAAUAAUGUUUUAUAAUGCUUUCAAGCUAUAUACAAAUUAAAUAUAAAUAAUACAAUUCCAAAUUUAUGGGAGCAUUUGUCUUUGACUAUUUUAGCAUAAUUGCCUCUGAAAAAUAUUUUAAAAGAUGAUCUUUGUAAAAUGAUGCUUAAAUAUCUAGCAUGACACUUAUGCUUUUGAAUUCUUAACCUCAGGAAAAAAGUUUACUAAUUGCAUAGUAACAUAAAAGUGAAACACAAUAAAACUGGUUUCAUAAGAAAGUGCAGAGGUGUAGAGCUGCCCUAAUACUUGGGUUUUAAAACCUACCCAAUAAGAUACAAUAAAUAUUUAUGCAU
Messenger RNA from Manis javanica (Malayan pangolin), 3119 nucleotides. It is a transcript of the gene MAB21L1, whose product is annotated as mab-21 like 1. The record is from RefSeq and is a predicted model, not a curated record. Lineage: Eukaryota; Metazoa; Chordata; Mammalia; Pholidota; Manidae.